Molecule: messenger RNA, 3209 nt
Organism: Girardinichthys multiradiatus
Lineage: Eukaryota; Metazoa; Chordata; Actinopteri; Cyprinodontiformes; Goodeidae
Exons: 10
Coding region: 161-1390 (409 amino acids)
Biological process (GO): endoplasmic reticulum to Golgi vesicle-mediated transport; positive regulation of GTPase activity
Cellular component (GO): endoplasmic reticulum membrane
Molecular function (GO): GTPase activator activity
Source: RefSeq, a predicted model, not a curated record
UCUAACUUGAUUCAGGCGUUAACAGCUGUUGACAGGAGCGGUUUCGUUCAUAAACACACAAUCGGUCCCUUUUUUUGUGUUCAGAUCCUGUUUUUAUUCGCUUUUUCCCCUCCAUGGGACUUUGUUUUAGUUGCCACUCAGUAGCUUUUACUUAAAGGGAAUGAGAAAACCCAAGAAGAAGAAACAAAACGGAGGAUUUGGGGGCAACGAAAAUGGAUCUGUCACAAGAGAAUUGGAUGGUGGAAGGAAACAUAAGCUGACUGUCAUUCAUCAGGCAUUAAUAAGAGAUCCAGUGGACAUUGAGACCCUGAGGAGAGCUGCAGCCAGUAAAGGAGGCCUACUCACUGAUGAGUUAAGGAGAAAAGUGUGGCCUAAAUUACUGAACAUAAAUGUGUAUGACCUACCACACAAGCCUGGUCGAGAUGUGAGGGAGAACCACAAGGACUACAAUCAAGUUGUCCUGGAUGUCAGAAGGUCCAUGAAGCGAUUCCCUAAAGGUAUGCCAACCGCAGAGAGAGCCGUACUUCAGGAGCAGCUGAUCGACAUCAUCCUGGAGGUGCUGAAACGUAAUCCUCAGCUGCACUACUAUCAGGGCUACCAUGAUGUCGCUGUGACUCUGCUGCUGGUGGUUGGGGAACGGAUGUCCAUCGCCAUGCUGGACACAUUGUCCAAUUUUCAUCUCAGGGAUUUCAUGGAUCCAACCAUGGACCGCACCAAACACAUUUUAAACUAUCUUAUGCCCAUACUGGAGCAAGUUGAUGCUGAACUACAUGACUUUAUGAUCAGAUCGGAGGUUGGAACCAUCUUUGCUCUCUCCUGGCUCAUCACGUGGUACGGCCACGUCCUGUCAGACUUCAAACACACUCUGAGGCUCUACGACUUCUUCCUGGCCUCCCAUCCACUGAUGCCCAUCUACCUUGCUGCGACGAUUGUGUUACACAGAGAGAAGAAGGUAAAGCAAACUGAGUGCGACAUGGCUAUGGUGCACCACCUGCUCUCCCGCAUCCCUCAGGACCUCCCAUAUGAGCUUCUUAUUGGCCAGGCCCAGGACCUGUUCGAACAGUACCCACCAUUAUUACUGGCCAAGCGGGCUGCACUGCAGUCUCGCAAGAGCUUCUCCAUAAGCAGCUUCCAGGCAUUUCAUCUCUCCACCCUCCACCAGAGGCCAGACUCUGUUCUCCAGCGCCUCACCAGGGCCCAGGGCUCUACCACCUCCAGACAUGGCCUAGAAGUUUCCUUGCCUGCAGCCCAAGGCCAGCUGUGGAGGGAGGGGAACAAGGUCAUGAAGAUGGCAGUGUGGGGCCUGUCUGCUACGCUCGGGGCCGCCGUGUUCGCUGUGGCUCAGACCGCCAUGGACUGGGGACCUGACCUGAUACUUCAGCUGUUCUGAUGGGGCCAGUGGGAACGGGACACAUUUGAAACUUAAUCACACCUGAGAGCUGUUGUAAAACCACAUAAAUGCUGACUGUGAUGACUUGGAGAUCACAUCUACUGCAGAAGGGGGUGUCUUGGUGCCAAACAAGUUAUUUUCACUCCUGUACAAGAAACAAGAAUGUGAGGAGUCCUGUGAAGAAUCUCAGGAGACAUUUUGGUCAGUUCACAUGGCAUUAAGGCAUGGAAGUAAGUAACAAAGAAGCAAAAGUGGUCUGAACAUGCAUGUAAGAAGCUAACAUAUCCUGCUGUUUCUUUUUCUUUCUUUAAACCGUUAUUAUCUGUUUCUUUGAGGCUGAUUAUUUCAUCGGUGAACCUGUUUUCAGUGUGUCACUUCUGUUCGGUGCGUUUAAUUGAAGAGUCUCUGUACACUUGUCGGAUCCUCAGCUUUAUAUAUCAAGAGGCAAACGUGCCCAAAGCCAGCGCCAUGACACACAAAUACAAAUUAUUAAAGAGCGGUGUUUUCUGCUGAAAGCCCCUAGUUAUGAACGGAGUAGGAGGGUUAGCGCUGGAUAUCUUUUGCCUGUGAGCCUUGUAUUAAUUGCUCUUCUUUAGGUGUCAGCGAGUAGCAUUUACACUGGAGCUCGACACACAGAAAUAAGCUGUUACACCUACCCCCCCAAAAAAACAAAACAAAAAAAACAUGAUCACUAGACACAGUUGGCACAGAUUUCCAGCACCUGCGAUGUUUGAGAUUCGGUAAAUAUUUUUGAGAAAUUUCCUAUAUUUGCUGUGCUGUUUUCUUGUUUUUUCCCCAGCUCCAGUAGACCGCUGAUGCUGAAUGAUUGAGGGGAAAAAGCCACAUUUAGUGUGUUUAGGCAAAAAUCAUUUUUAUUCAAAUCGAAUUUAUUGUUAUUGAUUUUAAAUAUCUAUCUUUUUAUGUGAGAAAAUCAUUCUUCCUUAACUGCAUCAUAACUACAAUAACUACUUUAUAUUUAGUAGUUAUUGUUGGACUAAACAAGAGUUAUGUGAAAUUUCCAACUGAGCUCCAACCAGUUGUCAGGGGCUUCGUGGUGUUUUCCAGCACUGUAGCUUUUCUGUUUUCUUUUCUUCUUAAAUAUUUAUUUGGUUUUACUUGUAGUUAAGCUGCUGCUGCUGUAAACGUAACAUUCAACCCUCUCCACAUGCUCUGUCCUCAGAUAUUAAUGUGUCACAUGCUUGCACGGCUCAUUGGGCAGUCUGCCCUGUUGAUUUCUGUUGUUUUGUAGCAAAUUAAAUCAACCAUACAUGGUGUGAAUUAAAGAAAAUCACUGACAGGCAGUUAAAACAGUCCACCCUCAGAAAUGGUCUCAAUAUACCAUCUUUUAUCAGUGAAAGAAGGCAGUAAAUCAAUGAAUUGUUGUUGCAACAUAUCUGCUGAGCCGCAAGCUGGUUAGGACUCUUUGAAAUGUUUAUCAGAUGAUAAUUGAGCUGUGUGUCUGAGAGAAAAGAGAAAAUGUCAGGUUUAUUAAUUAACUGUCUUGUUUGUUGGCUGGCUUUUCUUCUGAGGCAACUUUUGCUAGUUACAAUUUUGGGUACGCUCAAUGCCUCAUUGUUUUCUGUAAGCAAUCUAUAUUUUUAUGCUUUAUUUAUAUAUUUCAAUAAGUUAGAUCUUGUGGAUGUAAAUUUGAUCAUGUAAAAUUAAAGGAAAAGUUCAAAAUGUUGCAGUUUGGUAAAUAUAAAUAAUUUUAUUUUUGGGAUGCUUCAUUGCUAGCAAGACUGGGACAGUCUUGUGAAGGCUUACUAUUUUUUGGGUUUGAAAAUGUGAUGUAAAAUAAAUUUGGUUUUGUGUAAAUUUG